ACAUUUUAAAGAAAAUUGCCUCAUAUUUUCAAAUUGAUUCAUUCAAAUCUUAUGUUGAUACAUGUAGUCACGUGUAUAUAUAAUCAUGAUUUACAAACUGAGUUAACUGAGUGUUGAUCAAUAAAACAAAACAUCGAUUAUGUGGCUUGAUUUCAUUUGCUCAAGUUACCGUCUAACUCAGAGAACUUUCUCUCUCAAUUACGACGAUCAACAUCACAUUUACUCCUUUAUAUAACACUGUUUUCAAAUUUUUUCUUGCAUUGUGAAUGUGUAAACAGAGAGGACAAGAGGUAGGCAGAGACAAAUGAAGGAUGGAUGGAGGAAGGGAGGAGGAGUGUAAGGUAUGAUGGGAGGAGGACCAAGUAGGUAUAUAAGAUGCUGGCCAUCGCCUCCCGUCUUCACCAGCAUUCAUCUCUCCUCAAGGAACAGAAGAGCAACAACCUUCUAACAGCAAGAAUGUCUAAUGUUCUAAACUCGGAGAAUGCCUCCACUCUGGAGAACGCCAUGCAGCUGAUGAUCCAGACGUUCCACAAGUACUCUGGAAAUGAGGGUGACAAAUACACUCUCAGCAGGCAGGAACUCAAAGAGAUGCUAACGCAGGAGCUGAGCAACUACCUUGGGAAUGCACAGGAUAAGGAUGCGGUAGAUAAAGUUAUGGGAGACCUGGAUUCAAACAAUGACGGUGAGGUGGACUUCACAGAGUUCGUCAUCCUCGUUGGUGCCCUCACUGUCGCCUGCAACGACUUCUUCCUCGAGUAUCAUGAAAAGGAUGAAAAGAAGGCUGAAAAGAAAGAGUAGAGUUGCAUUUCUCCGAACAAAAGCCAACACAUGACCAGCGAAUGAUGAUGAGGGGGAAAUGAGGGGAGAAAGGGAAUAUGUGUGUGUGUUUGUGUGUGUGUAUGAAUCUUCCUUACUGAUACUUACAAAGUU
This is a messenger RNA of Sinocyclocheilus anshuiensis, 930 nucleotides long. Its product is annotated as protein S100-A1-like. Gene Ontology annotation, molecular function: calcium ion binding; calcium-dependent protein binding; transition metal ion binding. Gene Ontology annotation, cellular component: cytoplasm. The record is from RefSeq and is a predicted model, not a curated record. The transcript has 3 exons. Lineage: Eukaryota; Metazoa; Chordata; Actinopteri; Cypriniformes; Cyprinidae. The coding region runs from base 376 to 798 and encodes 140 amino acids.